AUGGCCUCCACCUCCCGCGAGCCGCGGGACACCGACGUCUGCGACGAGGCCGUGAGGGGGACCUGCGACGACGCCUCCCUCUGCAAGCGGUACGCUGUAAGCAUCGGCUACUGGAAAGAUCCGUACAUUGAGUAUUUUGUGAGACAACCGAAAGAGAGGAAGGCGCCUGAAAUCAGCCGAGGGUACUAUGCCCGGGUCCAGGGCGUCGGUCAACUGCUGAUGGCUUUCUUAAAGAAGACGGAAUGCAACUGCCAAAUUAUAAACCUUGGUGCUGGCCUGGACACCUUGUUCUGGAAGCUGAAGGAUGAGAAUAUGCUUCCCAAAAAGUAUUUUGAAGUUGACUUCCCAUCUAUAGCAGCAAGGAAAAUCCACAACAUCAAAUCAAAACCUCCCCUGUCAAAACCAAUUAUGGAAAGCCAUUCAGGGGAGUCUCUCCUAAUAGACGCUCACAGUCUGGACUCCAGCCGAUACGCCAUAAUCGCUGCGGAUCUUCGAGAAUUGCCAAAACUGGAGGAGAACCUGAGGAAAUGCAACAUGGACCCCCACUUGCCAACUCUCCUGAUGGCGGAAUGCGUCCUGAUCUACAUGACCCCAGAGCAUUCUUCGGGCCUGCUCAGGUGGGCCUCCAGCACCUUCCUGGCCACCAUGUUCAUAAAUUAUGAGCAGGUGAACAUGGAUGAUCGCUUUGGCCAGAUCAUGAUUGAGAACUUACAGAGCCGGCAGUGUAACCUGGUUGGCGUGGAGGACUGCAGGACUCUGGAGAGCCAGAGAGCGCGGUUCCUGGCCAACGGCUGGGAAAUGGCCAGUGCCAUGGACAUGAUGAAAGUCUACAGCUGUUUGCCACCAGAUGAUGUCAAGAGGAUUGAGGCCCUGGAGUUCCUGGACGAGAAGGAGCUGCUGGAGCAGCUGAUGCAGCACUAUUGCCUCUGCUGGGCUACCAAGGACGCCUGCGGUCUAGGUCUGGCAAACAUAGGGCUGUAG
Messenger RNA from Euleptes europaea (tarantolino), 981 nucleotides. It is a transcript of the gene LCMT1, whose product is annotated as leucine carboxyl methyltransferase 1. Gene Ontology annotation, cellular component: cytosol. Bases 1 to 981 code for a protein of 326 amino acids. The record is from RefSeq and is a predicted model, not a curated record. Gene Ontology annotation, molecular function: protein C-terminal leucine carboxyl O-methyltransferase activity. NCBI's taxonomy places the organism in Eukaryota, Metazoa, Chordata, Lepidosauria, Squamata, Sphaerodactylidae. Gene Ontology annotation, biological process: C-terminal protein methylation. The transcript has 11 exons.